UCCCGGCAGGGGCGGGGAGGCGCUGCCUCCGCUUCUGCAAAGCUUUGGGGGAGUCGCGAGCUCAGGAGGAGCAGCGGCGGCGGAGAGGAGCCUGUCCGCAUUGUUUAUGUGAUGAACGAGCCUGGCUUCCUGCCGUCUGCUGACAGACACCGCACCGGGGGCCACUCGGGAAGGAGGGAGAAAGCUGCCGCGGUGCAGUGAGUGACCUUGGCCCAGGAGGGGCAAAUUGCUCUGCAAAAGAUUUCUCAACAGACCAAACUAUUGAAUCAUGGCACAAGGAAAUAAUUAUGGACAGAGCAGUAAUGGGGUAGCUGAUGAAUCCCCAAACAUGUUGGUGUACAGAAAGAUGGAGGAUGUCAUAGCACGUAUGCAGGAUGAAAAAAAUGGGAUUCCCAUUCGGACAGUUAAAAGCUUUCUAUCCAAGAUUCCCAGUGUCUUUUCUGGUUCAGACAUUGUUCAGUGGUUAACGAAGAAUUUAUCUAUAGAGGAUCCAGUGGAAGCUCUUCAUUUGGGAACGUUAAUGGCUGCCCAUGGAUAUUUCUUUCCUAUCUCAGACCAUGUUCUAACGUUGAAGGAUGAUGGUACUUUUUACAGGUUCCAAACACCUUAUUUUUGGCCGUCCAAUUGCUGGGAGCCGGAAAACACAGAUUAUGCGGUUUACCUCUGCAAGCGAACAAUGCAAAACAAAGCACGGCUUGAGCUAGCAGACUAUGAAGCAGAGAGCUUGGCCAGGUUACAGCGAGCAUUUGCACGGAAAUGGGAGUUUAUUUUUAUGCAAGCAGAAGCACAAGCAAAAGUGGACAAGAAGAGGGACAAGAUAGAGAGAAAAAUCCUCGAUAGCCAGGAGAGAGCAUUUUGGGAUGUUCACCGGCCAGUGCCUGGAUGUGUAAAUACUACUGAAGUGGAUAUUAAAAAGUCUUCUAGAAUGAAAAAUCCUCACAAAACAAGGAAGUCUGUCUAUGGAUUACAAAAUGACAUUCGAAGUCACAGUCCUACACACACACCAGUGCCAGAAACUAAACCACCCACAGAAGAUGAAUUGCGUCAAGAGAUAAAGUAUUGGCAAAUACAGCUAGAUAGACAUCGAUUAAAAAUGUCAAAAGUUGCAGAAAGUCUGUUAGUUUACACUGAGCAGUAUGUGGAAUAUGACCCAUUUCUUGCACCACCUGAUCCAUCUAACCCCUGGUUGUCAGAUGAUACCACUUUCUGGGAACUAGAAGUAAGUAAAGAGCCAAGCCAGCAAAGGGUAAAACAGUGGGGCUUUGGCAUGGAUGAAGCCCUGAAAGACCCUGUGGGAAGAGAGCAGUUCCUUAAAUUCCUGGAGUCUGAAUUCAGCUCAGAAAACUUGAGAUUCUGGUUAGCAGUAGAAGAUUUAAAAAAGAGACCAAUGCGGGAAGUCCCUGCCAGAGUCCAGGAAAUCUGGCAAGAAUUUCUUGCACCUGGAGCCCCGAGUGCCAUUAAUCUAGAUUCAAAAAGUUAUGAUAAAACCACACAGAAUGUGAAGGAACCAGGCCGGUAUACUUUUGAUGAUGCUCAGGAGCACAUUUACAAAUUGAUGAAAAGUGAUUCAUAUCCUCGUUUUAUACGAUCCAGUGCCUACCAGGAACUACUACAGGCCAAGAAGAAGUUUGGAAACACAAUGGAUCGGCGAACAUCUUUUGAGAAAUUCACACGCAAUGUGGAAUUUAAUUUGGGGCCCUCUCUUGGAGAUUCAUGGAAUUCAAGUUUACAACAUUGGCCUAUUAUCAGCAAGACUCUUCUAUUCUUGGAAGAAUAUUGUUAUCCUCUUGAAUUCCCUGCCUUCAGAAGACAAAGAAAACUGGCUGGCUCAGUGCAAGACUGCCUAAUAUGUUUGUAGAUUGACAGGGGAAAUCGCUCACCUCAAAGAGAUUAACCAGUCUAGUGCAGUCCUACUAAAAGGAUCACCUUGUAGCAUGGAAGCAGACUCAAUCAUUAUACAUACUUUGUAGCUCACUAAUUGCCUGAAAUCAAAGGACAGUAGAACAAGAUGUUGCAUGAGCAAGGACCUGACUUGUUUUCUUUUGUGUAUAUCAAGGCAUUACAGCCGCCAAGGGACUCACUAACCUUUCGAUGCCUCCAUUUUGAAAACUCUCUGCUCACUUUCGCCUUCAUAUCAAGCUGGAUCUGUGUCUUUUUAUUUUCUGCAAGCUCAAGUGAAAAAAGCUUCCGUCAGGCACUGUUUAUUUACAAUACUGUCAGUCACAAACUGGAAGAUGUGUAAAAAAUGAAUAUAUUCAUAACUAUACCUAUGGCAUCACAGCUAUUGCACAAUAAACUAGCACAGAAGGUUUCAUCUCACAGAUGUAUUCACAUUGAGAAAGAAAGCCAGUGUCUUUGUCUGUUGUCUGUACAUUCUAUGUUAAUGUUUCUUGCAUUUAUUUUUAUACCAUAUUUUAAAAAGAACACCUUUUACUCCAAAUGUAUUAAAGUUGAUCCUUCCUCUGUAAAUUUGUGUAUGUUUAUAUUGUUGUUUUAUCUUUCAUUAAAAUAUGCAGAAUCUC
This is a messenger RNA of Sphaerodactylus townsendi, 2522 nucleotides long. It is a transcript of the gene RGS7, whose product is annotated as regulator of G protein signaling 7. The coding region runs from base 269 to 1858 and encodes 529 amino acids. The record is from RefSeq and is a predicted model, not a curated record. Gene Ontology annotation, biological process: intracellular signal transduction; regulation of G protein-coupled receptor signaling pathway; G protein-coupled receptor signaling pathway. NCBI's taxonomy places the organism in Eukaryota, Metazoa, Chordata, Lepidosauria, Squamata, Sphaerodactylidae. The transcript has 19 exons.